AAGAGGAGAGGACCAGAGGGUAGGAGUUUGUUUUCUGAAGCCAUUUUCAACUAUCAAACUUUUCCCGAAAAUCUUUCCUUCAUUUGCUUUGCCUUUUUAGAAAUCAUUAUCUAAAACAGGAAUAACAAAAAAGAUCGAGAAACGGGGGAUCAAGAAAUUUCCUUCACCUUUUCCGGAGCCAUCCGCCGCCACCUCUGAAAGCUCCAACGAAAAACUGUAAAGGCGGCAACAGCAGCAGCUGGGCAGCUAGCGGAAUAGUUGCUGAUCUCUCUUGUCAAGGGUCACUUCCAUCGAUCCAUGUGUAUCGCCGUAUUCAUUUGGAAAGUGCACCCAUUCUAUCCAUUGCUCCUGCUUCUCAAUCGGGACGAAUAUCACAAUCGCCCCACCAUCCCUCUGGGCUGGUGGCAGGAUGAUCCCCACAUCCUUGGUGGAAGAGAUGCCGUCGCUGGUGGCACUUGGCUCUGUUGUUCCAAGGAUGGACGGCUGGCCUUUCUCACCAAUGUACGGGAACUCGUCCACCCAUCCUCUCCGCAUCAACAGCCAAAGAGCCGGGGUUAUCUUCCCCUUCGAUUCCUUCAGAGCAAGAAAAGUCCUGAAGAAUUUGCUGAUGAACUAGUUGAAGAAGCAACUCUCUAUAAUGGGUUUAACUUGAUUGUUGCUGAUCUUUGUUCAAUGUCCAUGCUGUACAUAACCAACCGACCAAAAGGCAGCGGCAUUAUUGCUACACAAGUUUCACCUGGUAUUCACGUCUUGUCUAAUGCAAAGCUUGACAGCCCGUGGCCUAAGGCUCAAAGAUUGGAGCAAAGCUUUAAGGAUCUGAUGGAUAAAUAUGGAGGAGGAGAGAUCCCCUUAAAAGAGAUGUCUGAAAAAUUAAUGAAUGACACAACUAAAGAUGAUGAAAGCAAAUUACCUCAGAUUUAUCCCCCAGAGUGGGAAUACCAUUUGAGUUCCAUAUUUGUUGAUGCUGAUAUGCCUACGGGACGUUAUGGUACGAGAAGUACUUCCGCAUUGGCUACGAGUACAAGUGGGAACAUAACAUAUUUUGAAAAGCAUCUUGAUGCAGACUUGUGGAAGGAGCAGAUCAUCAGCUUCCAGAUUAGGAGAGAAACAAUGACAUAGUGUCCUCUUUCAAGAUAGUUUGAACUAAACAAUGCUGUAACAAAUAUAGGUAAAUCUACUUCACAAUUCUUGUAUCUACCGUACAAUACUUGUGUUCAUCCUGUUUCUGUUAAUACUGUACAAUACUUGUGUUCAUCCUGUUUCUGUUAUUCCAUCCAUAUUCCGAACACGUGAAUAAACCUUUCAGUUGAUAUGCGCUGUUUGAAGAUUGUUUAGGGAUGAACUAACUUGAAGCAUAUGAAGGAUUUUAGCACUUUGUCAGCACCAGCGUGCUUUUAAGUAAUUGGUUUUAAAGAGGCUGCAGUUUCAGUAGUAGUAACAUCCGUAGCUGGUGCCCCACUGACCGCAAGUUUUCAAGAAGCAAGUUGGCUGAGGUGCAUAACUUAAAUUCAGCAUGACUUGUGUUCUAAUGCUAUAUCUGCUCUAUUUUCUUUUCUUAAGUUCACAUUCCAUGAACGGAAGGACCAUUAGUGCUACAUCUGCUCUUCUUUGUCUUUUCUUGAAUCUUGAGUGCACAUUUCAUGAAUGGAAGGACCUCUGUAUUUGGAGGAAGACAGUAAGACAGAUUUGCCAUAGCUAAAAGAAAGAAGCAGGUGAAUAGAGAAAUACUUUCACUACUUCCUCUCAGUUAUAGCAAGUAAAAGAUCGAGUCAAUUGCGAUGGAAAACAGUAUAGAUGAAUAAAACACAGACGAGGAUCUCCACCUGCUAUUACUAGUAGUUCUUGAUAUCUGGAUGGUUCUCAAUGCUAAUGCUGCACAUUUGAUGCCGGUGCAAUCGCAACAGCAGAACAAAAAGCCUUUCAGGCGGGGUGACCAAAGUGCAAGUGCCAAAAUUGCAGCAGCAGCGCAUUUGAUGCAUUCUUGUUUUCUUGUUCUUGUAUUUACUCCACAGUUCUGAGAAAGCAUAUACGUAAUCAGAAUGAGCUAAUGUAUGCAAGUAUAUGUAUCUAUUCAUUAGGAUGGCUUGUUUUCAAGUUUGUAAAAUUUGUCAUGGAAUAUCUGAUUAGCAAAGAGUAAGAGGCGGCUCUCAAUGCUGAAAUUUGGCA
Molecule: messenger RNA, 2166 nt
Organism: Coffea eugenioides
Lineage: Eukaryota; Viridiplantae; Streptophyta; Magnoliopsida; Gentianales; Rubiaceae
Product: transport and Golgi organization 2 homolog
Exons: 5
Coding region: 298-1119 (273 amino acids)
Source: RefSeq, a predicted model, not a curated record